Anolis sagrei ordinatus is the source of this 2063-nucleotide messenger RNA. It is a transcript of the gene CNR2, whose product is annotated as cannabinoid receptor 2. Gene Ontology annotation, biological process: regulation of metabolic process; adenylate cyclase-activating G protein-coupled receptor signaling pathway. The record is from RefSeq and is a predicted model, not a curated record. Lineage: Eukaryota; Metazoa; Chordata; Lepidosauria; Squamata; Anolidae. Gene Ontology annotation, cellular component: plasma membrane; cytoplasm. Gene Ontology annotation, molecular function: cannabinoid receptor activity.
GAUGCCAGCUGAACAGCCUUCUGCUUCUUUGGUUCCUUGCCUUGUCACAAGAGCGGCUUGCGCCUUCCUCCCUCGCUCAGAGGAAGCCAGACAUCAUCACGAACCAGACGCAACUCUUGGGAAACCUCCAGCAUUGAAGGCAGCCAGGACAGGCAGACGCCACCGUGCCUCCUGCGGUCCUCCUUCCCACCAUGGUGUAUGCUUUGUGGUUUCUCUUCUCCAGACAGUACAUUUCUACAGGUCCUUGCUUUUUGUCCUGCAACUGGACAGCUUUCCUGCAACUUGGGACAGGUGAAGGAGCUGCGUGAAGUCACACAGUUCCCAUCACUCUGUAGCCAAGACUGCCAACCCCUUUCCAAAGACGGCCUAAGUCCACCACGAUGGAGCAAUGCAAGGUGAACACGACGGCGGGGGACGUCUUGAGAUGCCACUCCAACAUAGUGCCUCUGGAGUGCUACCUGGUGCUCAACAACACAUCACAGGCCCUCAUCGCCACAUUGUGUUGCACUGCCGGGACCCUCUGCGUAUUGGAGAAUACCUUGGUACUCUACCUCAUCUUUUCUUCCCCAAAGAUCCGCAGGAAGCCUUCUUACCUUUUCCUUGGCAGCCUCGCCUUGGCUGACACCUUGGCCAGCUUCAUCUUCGUCUGGAGCUUCCUCCAGUUUCACAUUUUCAGAGGGGCCGACUCCAUGGUGGUCUUUUUACUCAAGCUAGGAGGCGUCAACACCACCUUCACAGCUUCCCUCGGCAGCCUCUUGCUGAUGGCUUUUGAUCGAUACAUCUGCAUCCUCAAACCCUCGACGUACAAGGUCCUGGUGACUAGUAAAAGAGCCCUGGUGGCUUUGGUAGUCCUGUGGCUCUCCAUUGCUUUCCUUGCCUCCUUACCUCUAUUUGGAUGGAACUGCUGCAGACUCAACUCUCCCUGCUCCGAGCUCUUUCCUUUUGUGGACAACAAUUACCUUCUGAGCUGGGCAAGCUUCGUGGCGGUCCUUCUGGUAUCCAUUAUCUAUGCCUACGGACAUGUCUUAUGGAAAGCCCGGCAACAUGUUGCAUACAUGGAGAAGCAUCACAGACCCAACGGCCAAACCAAAAGCAAGAUGAGGCUAGACAUUAAGUUGGCCAAGACCUUAGCCAUUGUCCUGCUUGUCCUUGUCACCUGCUGGACCCCGGCCAUGGCUCUCAUGACAUACAGCAUCUUUGCCAAAAUGGACACCUCCUUGAAGAGAGUGUUUGCCUUCUGCAGCACCCUCUGCCUGGUCAACUCCAUGGUGAACCCGGCCAUCUAUGCCCUACGAAGCAGGGAGUUGAGCUCUGCUCUGAGGAAAGUUUGCACCAAUUUCAGAAGAAAAACUGACAUCUCAGAUAGCAAUCCUGAUGCAGAAAGCACUCAGAAGACCUUGCCGUUCGAAAACAUAGGGGACAGAUUUGUCGGCAGUUCCACAAAGACCCAAGCUUCAGAAGGUGACAAAAUGGAAGCAUUGUAGAAAUGGAUGUUUUCUCUUCCCAUCUGAAAAGACUUCCAAGCAUAUUUACUACCGAUCUGGUGGAACUGGAGAUGAAGUUGCCCCGGACACUCUGCAUGGAUUGUAGAAAUGCCAGAAUACAGAGAAGGAAAUACUUUGAAAGUGGCCAGAAGUCAAUUUCUGGUUUGGAUAAAUUGGUACUACAGUAUUUGAUGUUAAACCUUCAGAAGCACCCUGCAAACUUUUAAAAAUGGCAAACUGGUGCUGCUGGGAGAUUCCAGGAAAGACAAUGGCUGGGUGGCGUCUUGGUAGAAAAAUAUCCAUGUAGUCACAAUAUAGACAUGGAAUGAAUUUUAAACAUAUGCUGCUAACAGGAAUGGGAGCAGGGUAGUACAUAAGGCAAUGCCGUUCAGUGUCAUUGCGCAUUGCAGAUUGCCAUUUCACCGUGCACAAAACCACUUAGUAAUUGAUUGAUGUUGUGCAAUAUUGCUAUUUUGCAUAAGGGUUGGAUAGUACUGGUGUACCUUAUCUUCACAUAUGUAUAUUCAUGCUCUGCUGAGGGGAUAUUGAGUUGUAGUAUUGGAUUUCUUCCUCUGCCUC